AUGGACGGACUAGUUGUAGAUAUACAUAAUAGAUGUACCAGAAUAUGUAGGUGUAUACAGGAAAAACACCUGUUAACCGCUUCGACAGGAUCUCUGAAAGGAUUUCCUGGUUUGAAAUACUGUACUCAUGAGGUUCUUUCAAAAAAUAUCAAACUCUCCGAUGUUACUUGGAAUGGAGAAAAACUUGAAGUGCUAAAAUAUAUUGACCAGUUUAGAGAUGUAGAGUCCAUAACUACUUAUUACUAUUCGAAACGCCCAGCUGCCUUUAUAAGGAAGCCUCUCCUGAUAAGGGUCAAAGAUGAUGGUUAUAAAACACGUUGGUACGAAAAUGUUGGAAGCCAUGCCAACAAGAAAUGGAGGAGACUUUAUAAAUACGAAUGUGAGGAGUAUCCUGAAGAUUAUAAAAACAUCUCAAAUACUCCAUUGUAUGAAAAAUUAAAGGUAUUAACAUGCGGAUUACAUCUCGGUCACGCAGUACACAUUGAUACUAUUCAAGAGAAACAUAAAGUACACUGUGACAUUUGCCUUUUAGAGACAGAGGUAAAAGUUAAUGAGGAGAUUGUAAAUGGCACUUGGGUAUAUAAGAAGCGUAGCUAUAGUAGCUUAGUUGAUGGUUGUGUCUUUGUCUACAAUAGGAGGCCACUAUCCUUUCGAAAGCGGUCCUCAAAAACUUGGAAAGGAUACUUUAUCCCAAUUCAAAUAGACGAAAAUGUUACUAGAGUAUCAGUAUAUUACUGGAAAGGGGAUUGUGGUUGUAAGAAUCCAUUGUUGCUGGAAAUUGUGGGUAAAUUUGGUUAUUCUGUUUGGCUCGAGAAUUUUAGUAAGGAUGAGAAAACUGGAGAACCUAAGCAUGAUAAGUGGAAGUUUGUUAAUCCAAAUCUACCGGGUGGAGAUCUUUCUAAAAACAAUGAAGAUCUUAAAACUAGAUUGGAUGCUCUUAGUUGUAUAUACAACGGGACGGUGAAGAUUAACCUUGGAGUCACAAUUUGCCACGACCCACAAUUUUCUAGCGCACAUAAAAACAGGAUAAGUUAUUCAUAUGAUGGGAUACUAAAUACAUAUCCACCCAUAUAUAGUCACACAUAUGAGCCAAAUGAUGAAUCAAAUAGGAAGCCCUUUAAUGUAUCCGAGAUUUAUGUCAUGGGUACAAAACAGAAGUUCAAAGGAAAUAUUCCACCAUUUAAUGACGUUAAGAAGCUUAUUGCCUACGUAUCUCCUUGUGAUAAAGAUAAUCCAUUGCUUAUAUUUGUGGAAUCUGGAAGUAGUAUGGGUAAUAAGUGGUACAAGAAAGUAAAGAGUGAUGUUACUUGGGAUGAACAUGAAGGAUUUUCUGGUGAUAAGUCCACUAUCGAGGGUUUUUUCCGCCGACUAAGUACUUCUAUGACAAUAGGAGCUUGUAAUGUUUCAACUUCAACAUUUCGUAUUAAACUUAAGCUUACAGAAAGUCCGGUAAAAGGACAACCCUCUAUUACAUAUUAUGACACGUCUAGCAGAGAAGCUAAGGAUACUCCAAUUAUUGUAACCAAGGAUACUGAAAAUGUACCUAGAGGUUUCUUCAAAAAUAUUCAUAAGGCAACUACUAAUAGUGGACAUUUUACCUUAAAUAGACAAUCGCAAGCGGGGGGUGAUAUAGGCUCAGGAACACAAAACCAGAUAGAUGGUGUAGAAUAUGUGGAAGUACACUUUUGGAAUGAACAACCCAAUAAACCUAUCCUUGUUACUGUAAUCAGGGGGGAUGGUCAAGAAUAUAUACGCCAUGGUAGGGGUCCGAGUUAUGGCAAUGCAAGGUGGAUAUUAGAUCAAGUGGAAGGUCUGAACGAACAAGAAGCUUUGGACCAUCAAAACUGUCGACUCAACAAUGUUAUUCCAAUCGACCUAAGUGAUCCUAAAAAUAUUAAACAAUUCCACUCUAAUAAAAAAAACUCUACCUGUCUAAAAGGUAUUUCAGUAAAUAAAUUCUCUGGACUAUCAAAUCUCACAUCUGAAGCCCAAACUGUCUAUGAAGUUAAAUCCUAUAAACUAGACAGUGGUAAGGGAAUAUCUAGGGUGACUUAUAAAUCUAAACCUACCAACAUUCCUCCAUAUAAUGACCCUGGGUUAAUAUUGAACAUUUACUACUGGAAUAAAAGGCAAGAUGUUCCACUUAUCGUUGAGUUUAAACCUAAGGCUGGAGAAAAAUCUACUUGGUAUGAGAAUCUUGGCAAAGAUCUGGAGCACAAAAUUUGGAAACCUGUAGGCGAGAAAGAAGCCGAGAAGUUUUAUGAAAAUCAUGGUCAAAACCUUACCGAGAAAUUCACUAAAAAGUUAGAUGAGGUUAACUGUAUAGUGCAUGGAAUUGUUCAAGUAGAUAUUUCACGACAAUAUGGAAAGUAUUGCCAUGAUAGAUGUAGUCCUAGGAGGAUAAAGGUGGUCACCCUUUCUAAAGAAAAGAUUCAUGGGUAUACCAUUUAUGAACACACCCCUGCAGACAAAAACCAGAACACGUUAAUGGUAUCAUCAAUUGUAUAUUACGGUAAGGAACAACACCUAGGAAGUAUUGGUCUACCUAAAGAAAUUUCCAAGGUUAAGGUAUAUUUCCCAAAUUGUCCCGGAGGUGCUCCAGUUGCCAUUGAAAUUGAGGAUAAUGGAGGAACUGAAAUUUGGCUUGAGAAGACAAAGGAUAACGACAACUGGAAAGAGACCAAUAAAGACUUUAAAGACACCCAAAACAACUCUGAAAAAAUUAGGAAUCUUCUAAAUGAGAUCAAACAAAAUACAAAGGCAUGUAAUUCACCUAAGGUACUUAAUGUACCAUCUCUACCUCAGGUACAAACCGGAGACCAGAAUACGGAUAAUGUGGAUAAAGAAGAUGUUUUGAAAAAAUUUUUUACUGAUGAUGCUGGAGAUGACCAAGAUGUUGAAGGUAAUCUUGAUAAUAAUGAGCAUGAAGAUGAAAUCAUAAAAACAUAUGUAGCUCAAGAUGAUUUGUUAAAAUCUGCUAUUGUGGUUCCAAAUCCAGUAGUUGAUCCAACCGUUCAUCUACAAUCAUCCGAUCCAGGUUUUCUUGUAGUAACAUCUCCACCUGGUGUUAUCAUAGACAUAAAGCAGGAUCUUUGUGAUAAAAGAGAAUCUGGAUAUGAAUCGUAUAAGUCCGGAGAUGACGAUAUUCAGCUAGUUAAGUCUAUGGACCCCCGAGACUCCGGAUUCUACAGAUUCACACAUUUUUUAUAUGAUGGCAAUCCUUUCAAGGUUAAGGAAGUCAAACACGAUAGAAAUGUGACAGAUAUAAUACCUAAAGAACCUAUUUACUACUACUCAGUAUGGUAUUGGAAACAUGACAAGGAUAUGACAAAUCCCUUAUUAGUAGAAAUUGAGAAAGAUGAUUACACAUACAAAUAUCAUGCCGCUAAAGAAAAAAAUGGAGCUAGUUGGGACAUAUCUAAAUCUGACGAUUCACUCACCGGUGAGCCCCUUGAACAGAAGCUCGAUGACCUUAACUGCCAGCUCAACAAAGCAGUUACUAUAGAUCUUACUGAGUCUAGGAAAAGUGGAGAGUCAUAUUGUUGCAAAAAUGGGCAUAAUAGAAUUUCUGUUAAUUCUGGCUCAGCGUCUUCCAACAAUUCUGACUUUAUUACAUAUUACAUACAUGCAAUUACUGGUAGCGAUCAUAAGUUUGCUAAGAUCAAAUAUUAUUGCAAUGGUGAUAAAGAGCAGAGAAGGUAUAUUAAGCCAUCUGCUUGGAAGGAAUAUAUUACUGGGCAAGUUUAUGUCUAUGUCUACUACUGUAACGGUAACCCUGCAGUCAUAUAUGUUAGAUCAACUGGAAUAUCUACAUUUAAUGGAUGGUAUAAGAGAAAGGAGAUAAACAAUUAUGAUAGUGACUGGUCGAAAAUUCUACAAGUUGGCCAUACAACACCUGAAAAGAUUGCUGGUGACAUGAAAUGUGUUGAUUUUGGAAAGCUGAAUGAUACACUUAAAGGUCUUGGAUGUCAAAGUAAAACUUGUAACAAGCCGUCUUCAUAUGCUACGCAAGGUGGAAGCUCCAUAGGUGUAGCCUCAGUGGUUUCAACUCCACCACAAGUAACCAUUCAGCUUGAAAAAACCAAAGAGGCAAAUAAUCAAGGGGGUACUACUUAUUAUGGAUAUACUACUGGAACCAAUACCAUUAAAGUCACAGAAUCUCCCUAUCCUCCUGGUCCUCUACAAGGAUCUCAGGACUUCCUCAGGUAUGAACAUAAAGAUUCUACUGAAUCACCAUUCACACUUUUAAAAGUACUAGAUGAUAAUAAGAAUGAUGUCAUAAAUGUACAGGUGGAAAAUGCUACUUUAGUUCAUGCCUAUUACUGGCGACAUGACAAUAAUGGUCCUGGUGGGACACCUAAUAAAGCUCUCUUGGUAGAAGUGGUCACAAAGGACCACUCUGGAAAUAAUUAUACUUAUUACUCAUCUAAUAAGGAUAAUAAAUGGACUGAAUAUAGUGCAACCAAUUCCAAGUAUGGACUUGGUCAGGCUGAAUUAGUGGCUAAGCUCACCUUGCUCAAUUGUGAGAUCAAUGAUGUUGUUCAAAUAGAUGUUAGUAAGAUUGCUGAUUAUUAUCAUUAUAAUACUGACCCUAAACACGAAAAUGGUUAUACUAAAAAAAUUAAGGUUAGUGAGGUAGGUCAAGAACUGCUUGGAAAUUACACUGCUUAUGAGCAUACUCCAAAUUCUGAUGCUUAUAUUGAAGGUUAUGAUAGAAAGUUCAACAUCUCUGGUUUCACAAAUGAAAGAACUCCUAUAACACUAUCUAAUUUUUCACUACCCAUCAGGAAAGCUGAAAGAGUAGUUGUUUACUUCUGCAAAAGUGAAGUUACUAGUACUACUACGGCAGAAAAUCCUAUCCUCAUUUAUGUACCAGAUGCAGAAGAUGGGAGGAAAUGGCUUAAAAAGAAAGAUGGCACUUGGAAGGCAGAUAUUAAUUUAAAUAAUACUACAGAUUCUAACAUUCAAAAGGUUGUUAGAGUACUUGAUAAGCUUGAAAGCAAGUGUAAACCACCGAAAAUAACUAUUAAAAUAAAUGGGAGGGGAAAACCUAAUGGAAAGUACGAGUAUAAAAGUGACUCGAACCAGAUUGUUGUACAGAAUGGUCCAGCUUCAGGUAUAUCUGACUUUACCGAAUACACUCACAAGGUACUAGGUAGAGAAGAUAGUUACUUUACCAUUAAGGAAUUCCAAUAUAAUAAACCUACCACAGAAGAGUUAGAUCCAAUGUAUAGAGUUACAUCUGUUUCAGUCUAUUACUGGACUAUUCUAGAGCAGGACUCUAACUGGAGGAGUAAGAGUAGACCUCUUCUUGUCAAAGUCACUCAGCAGAAGCCUACUGGCAUAGGAGAGAAUAUAGCUUACUAUGAGAAUACUGGGGAGAAGGGAAACUUGAAUUGGCAGUAUGCUACUGGAGAUCUACCUAACCAACUUGAAGCAAAGCUUAAACUGCUGAACUGUAGGCUUAAUCAUGCAGUAGUUAUAGAUGUCUCACAGAAGGAUAAUCCUGGCUACUAUGACGCUUGUGAAAAUGAUGAUGAUAAUCUGGAUGGUUCCCAUGGUGAAAGAAUGGAAGUUAAGAAGGAUAAAGAUGACAUGGGUAAACUAGACAACUACCAGGUUUAUAAUCAUACUCUCAAUAACGGAUCUGGGAUAUUUCACAUAGUAAGCUUUAGAGAUACUUCUGGUUCCCUAUCAUUACCCGGAGCAAUGAUACCAAUUCUUGACGUUACCGCUUUUAAGGUCUACUUCUGCGAAAAAGGCGAGAGUACUCCACUUUUAAUAUAUUAUAAGGGAGUUAAUUAUGGAUUUACUGGUAGAAAUAGAAAUCCUAAGUGGUAUAAAUAUCAAAACAUUGAUGGUAUCAGUACAUGGAAACAAGAACUGAAAGAAGCUCCAUCUACCAUAAAAGAUUACAAAUCGAUCCUCCAAGUACUCAAUGGUCUUAAAAGUCCCUGUACUUAUGAAACUGCUUCUCCUACUACUCCUGCCGAACCUGGUAAAACUGAAGCUUUUGCUGAUGUAGCCUCUGGUGGUAUUCUUACUGUUCUCACUGGUGCUGGUACAUAUGGUGGCCCUCUUGCUGGAUCCGCUGCAACAUUUUUUGCUGGAUGGAAACUCUAUAAGAACUUUAAAGGAGAUCCUUGGGUUAGGCAGAUUUAG
Theileria equi strain WA is the source of this 6162-nucleotide messenger RNA. RefSeq lists its product as hypothetical. The transcript has a single exon. The record is from RefSeq and is a predicted model, not a curated record. The coding region runs from base 1 to 6162 and encodes 2053 amino acids. Lineage: Eukaryota; Apicomplexa; Aconoidasida; Piroplasmida; Theileriidae.